AUGUCUGGUGGUCUGGAGAAGGCUUGUCACCAGUGCAUUUCUAAGAUCGCAAGUAAUGCCUGCUUCAUUUUUGCUCUCCUGGCUUUUCUGGCACUGCCCUUGUCCAUGGCUUUCGUAGGAAUGAAGUUUUUGGAAGACUGCCCUAUUGAGCCACUCAUUCCCUUAUACUUACUAGUGGGAGGGAUCAUUGGCAGCCUGAAGGUUUCCCUUCUGCUCUACGAUUCCACCAAGAUGAGGCAGCUGCUCUCCAAAUCUGUUGUGAUUGAUGAUGAUGACGAUGAUGAAUAUCCCUGGAGACAGAACGCUCAUAAAUACUACAUCCACCUCAUCCUCAGUCUCUUCCUCUUCAUCUGGUUCAUCCUGGGCAACUAUUGGGUCUUUUCCAUCUACCUGCCCAAUUUUAUUCCUCCUUUUCACCAGCCUCAGGAUUACUGUGAUAAAACCUUGUACCUCUUUGCUGUGAGUGUCCUGGUUAUAAGUCAUUCGGUGCUCUUUUUACUUGUCUUUUGUAGCUGUUGUAUAUAUGUCUUUUCCAGACAAAGAUAUACAGCAGAGGAAGACUAG
Gracilinanus agilis (Agile Gracile Mouse Opossum) is the source of this 564-nucleotide messenger RNA. RefSeq names its product transmembrane protein 272 (gene TMEM272). Lineage: Eukaryota; Metazoa; Chordata; Mammalia; Didelphimorphia; Didelphidae. The transcript has 4 exons. The coding region runs from base 1 to 564 and encodes 187 amino acids. The record is from RefSeq and is a predicted model, not a curated record.